Molecule: messenger RNA, 539 nt
Organism: Paramecium sonneborni
Lineage: Eukaryota; Ciliophora; Oligohymenophorea; Peniculida; Parameciidae
Source: the annotation of a GenBank genome assembly
UUUAAAUCUUAGUAAUGUAAUAAUAAUACUCAAACACUUACGAGUCAGUUGUUAGAACAUAAGUAGUUAGUGGACAAGAUUAAAAACCACUGAAUUUGGGUUUGACAGAUGUUGAAGGGGCAAAGGUUUUUUAAUUAUUUGAAACUUUAGGCUGUUGCUAGAAGACUCUUUGAUACUUACGAUAGAGAUAGAAAUGGAUAGAUUGAUAAUGUAGAGGUUGUACCUAUGAUAGUUGAUGUCUAUAAAUCAUUUAAUAGAAUCUUCUCACCAGCUAGAGGUGACAUUGAUUCAUUUUAUAAGUUCAAAAUUGAUUCUAUUUAUUUAGGGUUUUGGAUAGAAACUAAGAUGGUAAAAUCACAUAUUAGGACCUUGAAGAUUUAUGCAUUAGAUAUUUGACUAAUUAAACUCCAACUAAUUUGAGAGCAUCUGAAGCACCUCGUUAAAGUGGAAUCUAAUAACCAUCAUAAACAGUCACAUCAUCAUAUAGAAGAACUCAGUAUUGAUUGUGAUUCUUUAUUAAACAUAAAUUCAUAUUAUUU